AUGGCAGGCAACACGCGCGGAAAGGGAAGAGCCACCCCCCAGGCCAGCUCAUCACGAAGGACAGUACUCGAAGACUUCGAAGAUACCGAGACCCAGACUCCCGACCAACAAACAGAAGGAGAGUCCCCCACCAUGAGAGACCAGCUAGCACCUGGAACGCCCGCCCCCUCUAGCAUGGACCCCCAACAGUUCCAGGCCCUGAUGAUGCAGGCCAUGACCAACUUUUCCACUGGCCUAGGCACCCUUGGCGUCACCCUAGCCAACCUCGGAACUCAAGGAGGGCCGCUGCGGGCAAAAGACGACCGACCCCCUGCUUACGCGGUCAGCAAGUUAAAGUUCGACGCCUCUUUCCAAGACCGGGAAGAUUGGCUCCAAGCGGUGGAGCAAGGAAACGCCACACGCCAGGACCGGCCUCAGUGGCUUCAAGUCCAAUGGGCCAGUACCUGGAUGGAACCGGAAACACAGCAACAGUGGCGGGCCUACCAGAAGCAGCUCCACGAGGGGGACUUUGAACAAAUCACAUGGCAAGAGUUUGAGGACUACGUCAGCUCCGACUGCCUCGGUAGCAAGUCCGGAGAGGUCCAGGCUCACAAGGACUGGCUAGUAUGCAACCAACGCGGCAGGUCCCCUCAGGAAUUCUACCGGGAGUGGGCUGCACUAGUCCGCCGCCUCCCAGGCAUGGAAAUCAACAGCACCUUCAUGGCCCGGGACUACUGGAUCAAACUCGACCGCUUUUACCACAACCGGUACGCCGAGGCCGUCCCUAAUGUUACCUCGGCCAAGGACUGUGCCGAAUGGUGUGAGCGUAUUUGGCUGGCCAGGUUGUACACCCGGAAUGGCAACGACCGGGACGCACAUCGCAAGAGGCUAGGCUCUCCCACCAACCUUGGCGAAGCCCGAAAACUACCUCGCACUACGGAGGACGCGUACUCCGGACUACGCCACGAUAAAGCCCGGAUCCAACGAAGGGAACUCCGAGAUCUACCAACGCGGAACCCCUUUACCUCCGGCAGACCUGCCACCCAGACGCCACCAGCCACCGGAUCCAACACUCAGGCGCCACUCCGUAAUAGGGAGCCUAUCACAUGCUACAACUGCGGAAAGCAAGGCCAUGUACAACGCCAAUGCACCCUUCCACGGGCAGAGGCCCGACCCGGCCCGGGAGCCCGGAUCCAGAAUAUCGGGAUCGAGGACGAUAGUGACCACGGGAGCCGGUACCUCGCCCCCUCCGACUCCGAGGACGAUUCGGAAAACGAGAGGCGGUAG
Lasiosphaeria miniovina is the source of this 1266-nucleotide messenger RNA. RefSeq lists its product as uncharacterized. Gene Ontology annotation, molecular function: nucleic acid binding; zinc ion binding. The coding region runs from base 1 to 1266 and encodes 421 amino acids. The transcript has a single exon. The record is from RefSeq and is a predicted model, not a curated record. NCBI's taxonomy places the organism in Eukaryota, Fungi, Ascomycota, Sordariomycetes, Sordariales, Lasiosphaeriaceae.